AUGUUAGCUAAGCUCUGCCUGUAAGGUUGGGGGAGAAAGAAGAGGGGCACGGAGCAACGUGUUUUGGGUCGCUGACGGCUCAUUUCUGUAAUUUCGCCGAUCAUUGGCUCAGCCGGCUAAAUGAAUGAACACUAAACGACAACAACAACCGCACGAACACUUUGGCCUGUGUUAAUUCUUGCGCCGAAGCAGAGCAAACCUCGACCCGGGACCACACUGUACACACCUACCACCCCUCCCUUUCUGGACACCCCCGGUCCAUUCUCCAACAGUCCCACGUCAUUUUCCCUCCCUCGCCGACCGAGGAGCAGCAAGGUUUAGGGGGGGAUUAAUUCGACCAGCAAGAAAUAAAAUUAAAACGCCGUGGAAAUGUCGGGCAGUGAGGAUGAGAGGGAGGACUUUGGACCUGCGGACGAGCCUUCACUUCUCCACGGUGAGGAGGAGCAGGAGGAUGCUGUGUCUGACGUAGACGAGGUACCCAAGUCCAAGAAGAAGAAGAAGGCUAAGAAGAGUAGCCGAGAGAGCAGGAGCAGCAAGAGGCAGAGACCAAUUAGAGAGGAGUUACCAGCUAGCUCCCCAGAGCACCUGAUUGGAGUGGAGGCAGCGGAGAGGGAUGCAGACGAGGGAGGUGUGCGCUCAGAGAGUGAAGGAAGUGAUUAUGCCCCAGGGAAGAAAAAGAAGAAACGCUCUAGCUCUGCCAAAGAAAAGAAGAAAGGAGGUGCAGCAGCAGAGAAAGGAGGCUCGUCCACCUCUAAGAACAAACGCAAAGAUCCUGAACCAGAGGAUGAUGAUGAUGAUGAUGAUGAUUGCCAGCCUAAAAGCUCUGCACAGCUGCUGGAGGCCUGGGGCAUGAAAGACAUUGACCACGUCUUUACUCAGGAAGACUACAGUUCCCUCACGAACUACAAGGCCUUCAGCCAGUUCGUUAGGCCCUUAAUUGCAGCUAAGAACCCCAAAAUUGCCGUUUCCAAGAUGAUGACUUUAAUGAUGGCCAAGUGGCGAGAAUUCAGCACCAACAACCCUCUGAAGGGUUGUGCCUCUGCCAAUGCAGCCUUGGCAGCUGCUAAUGUGGCUGCAGCUGUUGAGAACAUGGUGGCGACAGGGACAGACGGAGGGGCCGAAACCAGUACUGCUGCUUCACCCACACCUGCUUCUGCCCCUGCUGCUCCUUCAGCAACUGCUACACCCGCGGCAGCCCCAGCACCUCCACUCCGCAAAGCCAAGACCAAAGAGGGCAAAGGUCCAAAUGCUCGGAGGAGGUCAAAGCCCACACCUAAACCUCAGCCAAAACCCAAACCUAAGAAAGUGGCUCCACUCAAGAUCAAACUAGGGGGACUCAAUAGCAAGAGGAAGCGCUCCUCUAGCGAUGAAGAUGAGCCCGAUGUGGACAGUGACUUUGACGAUGGGAGUUUCUCUGUGUCAGACGGCUCAAACCGUAGCAGCCGUCCUAAGAAGAAACCCAAAAGUGCAAAGAAAAAGAAGAAAGUGGAGACAGAGGAUGGUGAUGGCUAUGAGACAGACCACCAGGACUACUGUGAGGUGUGCCAGCAGGGCGGAGAGAUCAUUUUGUGCGACACCUGUCCUAGAGCUUAUCACAUGGUCUGUCUGGAUCCUGACAUGGAGAAAGCACCUGAGGGCAAAUGGAGCUGUCCACACUGUGAAAAGGAGGGGAUCCAGUGGGAGGCCAGGGAUGAUCUCUCUGAGGCUGAUGGCGAGGACGAGGAGGACAGGAGAGAUGAUGGGGUGGAGGAGGAAGAUGACCACCACAUUGAGUUCUGCCGGGUGUGUAAGGAUGGAGGGGAGCUGCUUUGCUGUGACACCUGCCCCUCCUCCUAUCACAUCCACUGCCUCAACCCUCCUCUGCCAGAAAUCCCCAAUGGAGAAUGGAUCUGCCCCCGCUGCAAGUGUCCACCGAUGAAGGGCAAAGUCCAGAAGGUGUUAACAUGGAAAUGGGGGGAUCCACCAGCUCCCACACCUGUCCCUAGGCCUGAUGAUCUUCCUGCUGAUGCUCCUGAUCCCCCGCCGCUUGCAGGCCGCAGGGAGAGGGAGUUCUUUGUCAAAUGGUGUAAUAUGUCCUACUGGCAUUGCUCCUGGGUGCAGGAGCUCCAGUUGGAGCUCAACUGCCAGGUGAUGUUCCGUAACUACCAGAGAAAGACUGACAUGGACGAACCACCACCUGUGGAUUUUGGAGGUGAGGGUGAUGAUGACAAGAGCACCAAGAGGAAGAACAAGGAUCCUCUUUUUGUCCACAUGGAGGAGGAGUUUUAUCGUUAUGGAGUUAAGAUGGAGUGGCUGAUGAUCCACCGAGUUCUUAACCACAGUGUUGAUAAAAAGAACAAUGUCCAUUACUUGAUCAAGUGGAGGGAUCUGCCCUACGACCAGUCAACCUGGGAGAGUGAGGACAUGGACAUCCCAGAGUAUGACACCUACAAACAGACAUAUUGGAAUCACAGAGAGUUGAUGAUGGGUGAAGAGGGCAGACCUGGUAAAAAGUUGAAGAAGACAGUUAAAGUGAAGAAAGCUGAGCGGCCACCAGCUAAUCCGGUUGUGGAUCCCACCAUCAAGUUUGAUCGGCAGCCGGACUACCUGGACAGCACGGGAGGAACUCUGCAUCCGUACCAGCUGGAGGGAUUGAACUGGCUGAGGUUUUCAUGGGCUCAGGCUACAGACACAAUACUGGCCGAUGAGAUGGGUUUGGGCAAGACUGUGCAGACUGCUGUCUUCCUUUACUCGCUGUACAAGGAGGGUCACUCCAAAGGUCCGUUCCUGGUCAGUGCCCCUCUGUCCACCAUUAUAAACUGGGAGAGAGAGUUUGAGAUGUGGGCCCCUGACAUGUAUGUAGUGACCUACGUUGGGGAUAAAGACAGCAGGGCUGUCAUCAGAGAAAAUGAGUUCUCCUUUGAGGGGAAUGCCAUUAGAGGUGGGAAGAAGGCAUCCAAGAUGAAGAAAGACUCGACAGUCAAGUUUCAUGUCCUGCUGACAUCCUAUGAGUUGAUCACCAUUGACCAGGCUGUGCUGGGAUCCAUUGAGUGGGCCUGUCUGGUUGUCGAUGAGGCUCACAGGCUCAAAAACAACCAAUCCAAGUUCUUUAGGGUGCUGAACAACUAUCCAUUACAACACAAGUUGCUUCUGACCGGUACUCCUCUCCAGAACAACCUGGAGGAGCUCUUCCACUUGCUGAACUUCCUGACACCAGAAAGAUUCAACAACCUGGAAGGAUUUCUGGAAGAAUUUGCAGACAUUGCCAAAGAGGACCAGAUCAAGAAGCUCCAUGAUAUGCUGGGACCACACAUGCUCAGGAGGCUGAAGGCCGAUGUUUUCAAACACAUGCCUUCAAAGACCGAGCUCAUUGUCAGAGUGGAGCUAAGCCCCAUGCAGAAGAAAUACUACAAGUUCAUCCUAACACGUAACUUUGAGGCCCUGAACACUCGUGGAGGAGGAAACCAAGUCUCUCUGCUCAACGUGGUGAUGGACCUGAAAAAGUGUUGUAAUCACCCCUACCUCUUUCCUGCAGCUGCCACGGAGGCACCAAAACUUCCAAAUGGCAUGUAUGAAGGCAACGCUCUGACAAAGUCUUCAGGAAAGCUGAUGCUGCUGCAGAAGAUGAUGAGGAGGCUGAAGGAGGGAGGACACAGAGUUCUUGUCUUCUCCCAGAUGACAAAGAUGCUGGACCUGCUGGAGGACUUCCUGGAGAAUGAGGGAUAUAAAUAUGAGAGGAUUGAUGGAGGAGUCACUGGGAACAUGAGACAGGAAGCCAUCGACCGCUUCAAUGCUCCUGGUGCUCAGCAGUUUGCUUUCCUCCUCUCCACCAGAGCUGGUGGUUUGGGCAUUAAUCUUGCCUCUGCUGACACCGUCAUCAUCUAUGACUCUGACUGGAACCCCCACAAUGACAUCCAGGCAUUCAGCAGAGCUCACCGUAUUGGGCAGAACAGGAAAGUGAUGAUUUAUCGCUUCGUUACCAAAGCCUCUGUGGAGGAGAGGAUCACGCAGGUGGCUAAGAAGAAGAUGAUGCUCACCCAUCUGGUGGUGCGUCCUGGUUUGGGCUCAAAGACGGGCUCCAUGUCCAAGCAAGAGCUCGAUGACAUCCUCAAGUUUGGAACUGAGGAGUUGUUCAAGGAUGAAGUUGGAGAAGGGGACAACAAGGAGGAUGACAGCAGUGUGAUCCACUAUGAUGAUCAGGCAAUUGACCGCCUGUUGGACAGGAACCAGGACGCCACUGAUGAUACUGAGCUCCAGAGCAUGAACGAAUACCUCAGCUCUUUUAAAGUGGCCCAAUAUGUGGUCAAAGAUGAAGACGAUGAGGAGGAGGAGGUGGAAAGGGAAGUGAUAAAGCAGGAGGAAAGUGUUGAUCCUGACUACUGGGAGAAGUUGCUCCGUCACCACUAUGAGCAGCAGCAGGAAGACCUCGCCCGAAAUCUGGGCAAAGGCAAAAGAACUCGAAAGCCAGUCAACUAUAAUGAUGGCUCCCAGGAGGACCGAGGUAUAAGACAGGACUGGCAGGAGGAUCAGUCUGAUAACCAGUCUGAUUAUUCAGUGGCUUCAGAGGAGGGAGACGAGGACUUUGAUGAACGCAGUGAAGCAAACACCCGCAGGCUAAACCGUAAAGGGCUGAGGAACGAUCGGGACAAACCGCUGCCUCCACUGUUGGCCAGAGUGGGCGGGAACAUCGAGGUUUUGGGGUUCAACUCACGGCAGAGGAAAGCUUUCCUGAAUGCAGUGAUGCGUUAUGGGAUGCCUCCUCAGGAUGCUUUCACCAACCAGUGGCUGGUUAGAGACCUCCGAGGGAAGUCUGAGAAAGAAUUCAAGGCUUAUGUGUCUCUGUUCAUGCGACAUCUUUGUGAGCCUGGGGCUGAUGGAGCUGAGACCUUUGCUGAUGGUGUCCCACGUGAGGGUCUGUCCAGGCAGCAUGUGCUUACCCGGAUUGGUGUGAUGUCCCUUAUAAGGAAAAAGGUGCAGGAGUUUGAACACGUGAAUGGUCAGUGGUCGAUGCCCUGGAUGGCUGAGCUGGAGGAAAACAAAAGAGCUGCAGCUUUGGCUGCAGGUGAAGACCCAAAGACGCCCUCUACUGGGACUCCUGCAGACACACAGCCCAACACUCCUGUCCCAGAGGAUUUAUCAAAAUCAGAGGACAAAGACGACCUAAAGAAGGAGGCUGAGGAAGUCAAAGGGGCCAAAAAGGCGGAUGAUCCAGAGAUCAUUGAAAUCCCAGAUGAGUCUGAUAAAUCUCCUGUUGUUGAAAAGAAAGAAGGAGAGGGAGACUCAGCUACAGGAACGGAGGAUAAAGAAAAGGAGGCAGGAACUGGAGAUGACGGAAAGACGAAGGAGGCUGAAGAAAAGGAGAAGGAAGACAAGGAAAGAGCUUCAGAGACAGAGAAAGACAGUCCUGCUGAUGUGAAAAAGGAAGGUCUGGAGGGCAAAGACUCAGACGAGGACAAGACCAAAGCUGAGGAGGGAAAAGAGGACAAGAUGGACACGAGUUCACCAUCAGAGGAGAAAAAAGAGCAAAAAGAGGAAAAGGACGGUCUGAAAACAGAUGAGUCUGGAAAACUGCAGAACGGAGAAAACACCAAAGAAGGAGGAACAGCUGCGCCCGUGGUCAACGUCAGUGAGGAGAAGAAAAAAGCGACCAAGCAGCGUUUCAUGUUCAACAUCGCUGAUGGAGGAUUCACAGAGCUUCACUCCCUGUGGCAGAAUGAAGAGCGGGCAGCCACCGUCACCAAGAAAACAUUUGAAAUUUGGCACCGUCGCCAUGACUACUGGCUGCUGGCUGGAAUCAUACAACACGGCUACGCUCGCUGGCAGGAUGUGCAGAACGAUGUGAGGUUUGCCAUCCUCAAUGAGCCCUUCAAAGGAGAGAUGAGCAGAGGAAACUUCCUGGAGAUCAAGAACAAGUUUCUGGCUCGUAGAUUCAAGUUAUUAGAGCAGGCGUUGGUGAUCGAGGAGCAGCUACGCAGGGCAGCCUACCUGAACAUGACAGAGGACCCAGCUCACCCAUCCAUGGCUCUCAACACUCGCUUCAGUGAGGUGGAGUGUCUUGCUGAGUCACACCAGCACCUCAGCAAGGAAUCCAUGUCUGGAAACAAGCCAGCCAACGCAGUUCUGCACAAAGUUCUCAAACAGCUUGAGGAACUGCUGAGUGACAUGAAAGCGGACGUCACACGUCUCCCUGCAACCAUUGCCAGGAUACCACCCGUGGCCGUGCGGCUGCAAAUGUCAGAGAGGAACAUCCUCAGCCGAUUGGCCAGCCGGGGCCCUGAAGUCCCCCCUCAGAACCAAUCACAGACCACACAGCAGAUGCAGGUGCCACGCUGAGCAGUCACCAUGUAUUGUUUUGCUCUCAGAGGCCAGCUUCCCUCACCUCAUCGCCAUGUAGCAGACGCCCUCACCCUUACCCACCAUGUACAGCACAGUCAGGUUAGUCCUACUCGUUGUGCUCCCACAUUCCAUCUCCAGACUCAGAAGAACAUCAGCUGUGCUGCUGGACUCUGACUUCACUCAAUGGGACUUUUGGUGGGAGUGAAGGGGAAAGCAUUUCUUCUGUGGCAGACUAGAGACCAGUCCUUUCUCCUCACUGGGAUUUAACGCCUGUAACCUGAGCACUGUCAAACCAAGGGACACUUCUCUGACCUGUCCUGUUCUUUCUUCACAGCAGGGUCAAACUUGUAUUUAUAACUUUAUGUAACAUGAGAAGAAGGUAGGCAGGCAAAAGCAGCAUGUUUGGAGUUUACUGGUGCUUUGUAGUAAUUUUCAGAUGAAUUCAAGGGAUUUAAUUACGCUCAAUUUCACUUUUAGAAACUUGUGAAGCUUUUUUUAAAGAUAGUUCAACUCUAAUGUCCUCACCUGUUAGUGCGUGCUCGUGUGUGUGUGGGUGGGUGUGUGUGUGUGGGUGUGUGUGUGUGUGUGUUAGAGAGAGAGAGAGAGUGUGCGUUGUCCCCAUAUGUAAAAUAAGGCGUAUUAAUGUGCACCUCUACUGCAGAAAGACUCUUUACACUGAGACUGUUAGUCACUGUUCUAUCAGUCUGUCAGAUCUGUUACCUCCUCUUGCGACAUUAUGCUCCAUCCCACAUUUACUCGUCUCUCGUCAGGUGACUUGAUCCAGGAUCAGCUCCACAAACAAAACCUUGACAUUCCUAACAGACUGAACCACGGAUUUGCUCUCUGGAAACUCUCCUGCAGACAUGUGAUAGCUUCACAGCUCUUAGCUACAUGGGAUGGUUGUGUGACUGAUGGCAAGUUUAAGUUAAUUUAAUUUCUUACUGUAUUUUAUUAUGUUGUUUUACAUGAUUGAGUAUAAAUAUUAUGGUUACCACCUUUUAUCAUUGCUGUUUGUUUUUAUGGACAACAAUAAA
Molecule: messenger RNA, 7349 nt
Organism: Cheilinus undulatus (humphead wrasse)
Lineage: Eukaryota; Metazoa; Chordata; Actinopteri; Labriformes; Labridae
Gene: chd4b
Product: chromodomain helicase DNA binding protein 4b
Exons: 40
Coding region: 370-6312 (1980 amino acids)
Biological process (GO): negative regulation of transcription by RNA polymerase II; chromatin remodeling
Cellular component (GO): NuRD complex; chromatin; nucleus
Molecular function (GO): ATP binding; chromatin binding; DNA binding
Source: RefSeq, a predicted model, not a curated record